AUGGGUAAGGGCCAAUCCAAAAAAGGCGGACCGAUGCUGCACGUGCUGUAUGGGAGCGCGACGGGCACGGCGGCCGACGUCGCCGAGCAGGUAGGUCGCAUGGCGGCCGCGCGCCAGGUCCCAUGCGCUGUCUCUGCGAUGGACGACUUUCCGAUCGCGUCGCUUCCGAACCAGCGCUACGUCGUGUUUGUCGUUGCGAGCAGCGGCGACGGCGAAGCGCCCGAGAACAUGGCGCAAUCGUGGAAGUUCCUCCUGCGCAAGAGCUUGGCCGCCGACUCGUUGGCCAACGUUCGUGUCGCCAUCUUUGGCCUCGGCGACUCGAGCUACGCCAAGUACAACGCAGUAGCCCGCCGCUUGCAGGCGCGCCUGGUGCAGCUUGGCGCGACCGAGAUUCUCGAGCGCGGACUCGGCGAUGACCAGCACGAGCUGGGCUUCCACGGUGCGCUGAACCCAUGGCUCGAGAAGCUGUGGGGAGCGGUCUUGGCCCUACCACCGUUCCAGCUACCGGACGGCUUUGUCAUUGAUGACGCACCGCGCUUGACGCCGCCCCAGUACCGCGUGACGACGAUGGCAGCAGCAACAGCAUCCUCGGUACCGCACACGUUUUACGCCGCGCCCAAGACGGUGCUACCGGCGCACAAGGGCCAGAUCCUGACGGCGACCGACGUCCGGCACCUCGUGCUCGACAUGUCGUCGGCGCCCGUGGCGUAUGCCCCCGGCGACAUCGCCCUCUUGUACCCGGAGAACACGGACGCGGCCGCGAUCGAUCGAUUUUUACACCGCCUCGGGCUCCUCGGGCUCGUGCGCGGCACGCAGCUCGUCAUUUCGCGCGUGGACGGCGCGCCAGCCAACCUUCCGUCGCCCGUCUCGGUGGACGAUCUCAUGCGCAAGUACCUCGACAUCUUUGGCACGCCGCGCCGGUCCUUCUUUGAGCGGCUCUCGCUCUUUGCGUCGGAUCCGGACGAGCGCGAGAAGCUCGUCGAGCUCGCGUCGCCGGGCGGCGCAGACCUUUUGAGCGACUACUGCACGCGCGAGAAGCGAACAUACGUGUUUGAGGACUUUGCGUCCGUGGCGGUGCCACUCGAGUAUCUUGUCGAAUGCAUUCCGCGGCUGCAGCCCCGAUCGUACUCGAUCGCGUCGGCGUCUGCGACCCACCCGUCCACGAUUGAACUGACCAUCGCCCUCGUCGAGUUCCAAACGCCCUACAAGCGCCCCAAGAGAGGGAUCUGCUCGGCCUACGUGGCAUCGCUUCCUAUCGGGGCGACGCUUCCGAUCUGGAUCAAGGCCGGCCUCUUUGCGCCGCCGCCGCCGCAAGCCAACGUGCUGCUGAUCGGACCUGGCACCGGCGUCGCCGUCAUGCGCGCGCUCAUUCAAAGCCGAGCAGCCCACGCAACGGCAAACGGCGAAACCCACUUGUUUGUUGGGUGCCGCCACGCCGCCAAGGACUUUCUAUACGAGGGGGAGUGGCAGACACUCGUGUCCACGGGCCAACUCACGUCGCUCCACGCGGCGUUCUCGCGCGACUUUGGCUACAAGCUGUACGUGCAAGCCAAGCUCGCGGAAGCCAGCGCCAUGGUGUUCCGCGUCCUCACCAAUGGCGGCUACUGCUUCGUCGCUGGCUCGGCAAAGCGCAUGCCGACAGAUGUGUACGAGGCGAUCCGGGAUAUCGUCGUCAGUGAAGGCCAAGUAUCCUUGAAGGAGGCUGAGGUGUUCAUGAAGAGCUUGGUCCGCCACAAGCGGUAUGUGGUCGAGUCGUGGUCGUAG
Molecule: messenger RNA, 1764 nt
Organism: Saprolegnia parasitica CBS 223.65
Lineage: Eukaryota; Oomycota; Saprolegniomycetes; Saprolegniales; Saprolegniaceae
Exons: 7
Coding region: 1-1764 (587 amino acids)
Cellular component (GO): cytosol
Molecular function (GO): oxidoreductase activity; flavin adenine dinucleotide binding; FMN binding
Source: RefSeq, a predicted model, not a curated record